AUGGACGCCUCCGGAUCCCCCCGCGGGGCGUCGGACGACCUCGACCGCAGCGACCCCGAUCUGGCCGACCGCAGCGCGGCACGCAAGUCCUUACACGCUGCAGGUCUGCCGGAUGAUCUCCCUAAGUCCUUGGACGACCGUCGUUCUAUCCCUCUCAUCCAGCCCGAAACGGAGAUGUAUGAUGCCUGGCAAGGCCAAUCCCAAUUCCUCACCACACCAGUGGCCGCAAAACCAUUGAGCUUCAGUCUAGCCCUCGACGACCACACCCAUGACGAAGAACAUAAUCUACAGGCCCAGUACGGGCGCGGACUGGCCGCAUCGACCGACGACGAUAACGAAUCCACAACCACUGCCCGGCUGGAAGACAGUGAUGCCCGGUUGAUGGAGAUGCUUGCUGCGCAGGCUGCUCACCGGGAAGUCGAGUCGCUAGGUGCAGACGAGGAAGCCAUCGCAACGGAUGAGAAGCUAUCGGACGCAGAGAAGAAAGAUAUCCUACAGCGCAGCUUGAAUAUGGCGGCUAGUAAUGGCGACGUGGAACGUGUUCGGAGAUUAGUGCAAGGCCAUGCAGCUGAAUAUGUCGAUGUGAAUAAGCCGGAUGAAGAGGGGACGGUGCCGCUGAUCUAUGCUAGUUGCUUCGGACACCAAGACGUUGUCUCAGCGCUUCUCGAUGCAGGCUCCCAUAUCGAUCAGCAGGACCGGAAUCAGUGGAGUGCCUUGAUGUGGGCCAUGACAAACAGACACAAGACAAUCGCGAAGAUCCUUCUCGACCACGGUGCGUCUCCGGAUAUCAAGUCCUCGUCGGGCGGGACGGCGUUCGACUUUGCACAGCCUGGCAGCGAGAUUUCAGAGUAUCUGCAUGAAAACGGUUACCACUUUGGGCCGAGUGCGAUCGAAGACGAUUUCUAUGAUUCUGGGUUUGGACACGGUCGCUUCGAGGAGGAGAUUGCUGAGAAUGAAUUGAAGCGGCGCAUGAUGAUGGAAGAGAGUGCUAUCAACCUUGAGGUGGACCUAUCGAGCCUGGGGCUCGACGAAAAGUUUGACUCGUUGGAUGAAGAGGAGCUUGAAGAAGAACAGCAAGAAUUCGUGUGGGAUCGGUGUCUGAACGACCAGAUGUUCGUCUUCCAGGAGAGCGAGCUCGAACGAAUCCUCAACAUCAUCAUCACCAACAUGACACCGCAACGCUCUCCCUCGCAGAAACCCGUCCCCGCGAACCUCCUCUUUCUCAGUGCUCGAUAUGCGCACUACCAUGCUAGUCCCGAAUUGCUUGCUAAGCUGCUCGUUUCCGCGACCGAGAAGAUCAACGAUGUCGUUGAGCGCCAUCAGUGGGACAUGACGAUCCUGGCUUUCUGGAUGUCAAAUGCGACGUUGUUGCUACAUUACUUGAAGAAGGAUGGCGGGCUGGUGGAAUCUACGGUGGAAUUCCAGCUACACCUGGCCGAGCUGAUCAAUGAAAUCUUCAUUCUCAUCAUCCGCGACGCCGAGCGUCGCAUGAACAAAGUGCUCGACGCCGCCAUGCUAGACCAUGAGACCAUCCCGGGGCUAGAGGACGUCCAUUUCCAAAAUGAGUGGAAGCUCUUCCGCUCCAAAUCCAAGAAAACGCCCGAACCGGCGGAGAAGCGCUUCCGACCUCCAUCCCCCAGACGGCGCGCACAAGUGUCUCCGCGCAACAUUACUUCUCUCCUCUCCUCUACGCUCUUUGUCCUGGAUCUCUACGAUGUACACUCCGUCAUCACUACACAGAUUAUCUCCCAGCUCCUGUACUGGCUUGGAGCUGAAACCUUUAACCGCAUCAUGUCGACCAAGCGCUACCUGGCCCGGACCAAGGCGAUGCAGAUUCGCAUGAAUGUGUCGACCCUGGAGGAUUGGGCGCGAAACAAUAACCGCCAACCGGAACAUUAUGAGAACGGAUCGACGAGUAGCACGGGCGAGAGCACGAUGGAAUCCGCCCGCCGGCAUUUGGCGCCAGUCAUCCAACUCCUACAGUGGCUUCAAUGUUUCUCAUCGCUUGGGGACGAUUUUGAGUCACUUGUUACGACUCUGCUCCAGCUGCAGCAACUCACCCCGGCGCAACUCUUGCAUGCGGUCAAGUCGUAUCGGCCCGAGGUCGGGGAAAAGGGACUGACCAAGCCGGCCAUGAAAUUCUUGAUUGAGCUACAGCGCGAUCCGGGGCUGUUGUUCCGAGAGCAAGCGAAGCUUCAGGCACCCAAGCAAAACACCACGGCACCCGAGGCAGGAUCUACCGAUGGACGCCCACAGACCCCUCCGGCCUCAACCGCUUCAGAGACGGCCGGAUCCCCAUCCACGCGAGCGUCCGUGGCGUCGCCUGGCUCGAGCGUAGCAUCUCCGCACCCAGGUCCGUCGGCGUGGAUGGAUGAGCGCAGUAACAACGUAUUCCUGGACCCGUCCCUCACACUUCCUUUCUCGCUGCCCACGAGCACAGAUAUGCUGAUUAGUUACGGAGCGGGCUGGGGCGGCACGAACCGAGAACGCGCGCGCAAGUAUAUACCGACGGUACCUCCGGAGGUGCUGAGUCGGUUCGACCGGGACAGCUGA
Aspergillus luchuensis is the source of this 2553-nucleotide messenger RNA. Its product is annotated as DIL and Ankyrin domain protein. The coding region runs from base 1 to 2553 and encodes 850 amino acids. The transcript has 4 exons. Lineage: Eukaryota; Fungi; Ascomycota; Eurotiomycetes; Eurotiales; Aspergillaceae. The record is from RefSeq and is a predicted model, not a curated record. Gene Ontology annotation, molecular function: GTPase binding.